Molecule: messenger RNA, 855 nt
Organism: Diplodia corticola
Lineage: Eukaryota; Fungi; Ascomycota; Dothideomycetes; Botryosphaeriales; Botryosphaeriaceae
Product: gluconate 5-dehydrogenase
Exons: 3
Coding region: 1-855 (284 amino acids)
Source: RefSeq, a predicted model, not a curated record
AUGGGUUCCGCUCAGCAAGAUGUCCAAUUGAAAGACUUUGGCAACAUCUUCCGCCUCGACGGCAAGGUUGCUGUCGUGACGGGCGGAUCUCGUGGGCUGGGUCUGCACGCCGCGUCGGGCCUUCUCCAGGCCGGCUGCUCCAAGGUCUUCAUCACUUCGCGCAAAGCCAAAGCGUGCGACGAAGCGUGCGCAGCGCUCAACGCACUCCCGAACAAACACGCAUCGGCCAAGGCCAUCUCGGUGCCUGCAGACAGCAGCAAGGUGUCGGAGAUUGAGCGGCUGGUGGCCGAGGUUGCGAAGCAUACCGACAAGGUCGACAUCCUGUUCGCCAACGCGGGCGCGACGUGGGGUUCCAAAUUCGACGAGCAUCCCGACGAUGCGUUCAGCAAGGUCAUGGACCUGAACGUGAAGAGCGUCUUCUUCACGAUCCAGAAGUUCGCGCCCCUCCUCUCCCAAGCCUCGACCCCGUCCUCGCCCUCGCGCGUCCUCAUCACCGGCUCCACCGCCGGCGUCGGCAUCGGCAGCACCGGCUCGGCCAACAGCACGCCCGCCUACUCGGCCUCCAAAGCCGCCGUGCUGCACCUCGCGCGCAACCUCGCCGUCGAGCUGGGGCCCCGCAACAUCCUGGUCAACGGCAUCGCGCCCGGGUUUUUCCCCUCCAAGAUGGCCAACGGGCUGAUGGAGGCGGCCGGCGGGCAGGACAAGCUGGCGGCCGCGAACCCGAACAAGAGGCUGGGUGAGCCCGAAGACAUCGCCGCGGCGGUCGUGUUUCUGAGCAGUCGGGCGGCGGGGCACGUGAAUGGGGACACGCUCGUGUUGGACGGCGGGAAGGUGUGGGCGAGGUCGUCGCUUUGA